CGGCAGAAUCAAACGCUGCAGUAAACGUUUUGUCAUUAUUGCUCGUCAUCAUUGGCAUGUAUUUUCACAUCUGCAAUAGAUCCAGAGGAACAGACCAAUCACAAUAAGCACAAAGCGCCAAGUCCUGCCGAACGCGGCCAUUAAGUUUGCUCCGUUUCUUGCGAUCUUAUUUUGAAAAUUUUCUUACGUUUUCUUACGCAACAAUUGUAACGUAUCAAUUUGUUAAAAAAUAUAUUUUUAUACUUCCCUUUAAAUGACUCGUGCAUACAGAACGAGACAGCGUUGAGGAAUAAACGCGUAGGUCACACAAUGGCCAAUCAACGUCUUUUUCACAGCGUGACCCACUUGUUCCCAAGUAGCAAAGUACGACUUCAUCAUGACGUCGGGUUUUAAAACUCACUCAAUUUUUAGCUCCAAUGGAUACAAGUAAAAUGUCACUCGUGCAGACGAUUACAGGCGAAACAAAAUCAAAUGCAUUUUUUUUAAAUUCGAUAUCUUACUGUGAGAUAUCAAAGUCAUGUUGAUUGAGUAUCAGAACGAGAUAAAAUAAAAGUUCUCUAGAAAACACUUUCUAUUGAUGAUAAAAUCGCAGUUUAAUAUAAUAAAAAAAUAAUGUAAUAUAUUAUCUUUAUUAUUUGCUCAUUUAUUUAUACAUUUACUUCAAGUAAAAAAUACAUGUUAUGACGUCACCCUUAGCAACGCUUCUGUUACUAAUCCAUUUCACAGUGUGUUUAGCGUUUUAAUACCUGAGCAAUAUUUUAAAUAAAUUUCGAUUUAUCACAUUUUUCGAACAAACAAAAGAAGAAAGAUGGAGAAAAAGAAAAAAAUGGAAAAUCCACCUCCGGAUUCUCACCGAGAAUUCUUGGAUAUGGACACAGAUGAAGAAGAUUUUGAACGACAAGAAAGUCUUGAGAGCGAAGAAGAACUUUUUGUUGAACCGAUAAAGCCGGUCUUUGAUGAACAAGAUUUAAAGAAAUUGAUACAAUAUGUGAAGGAUCUCACAGUGCUUCCUUCACUUAAAGAUGACGAUUGGAAUGAAAAUUGUGACACAGUUAUUUGCGAGUAUUUCAAAAAUCCAAGUUUUACAUUACUAUGUAUUUAUUUCAAGGCAAAUGUAUUAAACGCGCAAUUGAGCAUUCCAGCAGGACACAUAAGCAAUUUUGUAUAUUUCAUGCGAGCGCCUUGGCAGGUGCUCACAGUUGACAAUUUUUAUGUUACAAUCGUUUUUGGUAGUGUUAAUCACAACACAAUGAUGUUUGUAUUGAAAUCAAUGGAGUGCUUAUACGUGCCCGUAGCAUUGAGUAGCAACGAAUGGCUCGAGACUAUCAAAACUGAUUUGUUCUCAAACCUGCACAAAUUUUUAAUGUACCUGACCGAAUGGAUUUAUAAGCCAUUGAAAUUGACCAAAUUGUAUAUGCCGCGAGAAGAUCCUCCCAAUAUUGCGGAAUCGAACUUUGAAAAGAUGGAUUUGUCGAAAGACAAUCGACAGUACGCUCCUGGCAAAUUAACCGAAUCAGAAAAAGCACUAAUAGAAAGAUUUGAAAGUAUCGUACGAUAUUGGAUCAAGCAGAUACACGAGGUGUUAGCGAGCAUGUCCAUGAAGAAAAGAAGAGAAAACAUUGUCGACGAGCUGGAACAUUGGACAGCGAUAUAUUACGACUUGUGUUGUUUGCUGGAUCAAUUUUCUAAUAGAAAAGUCGAAUCGAUAUUGCGGUUUUUGGAGAACAUUCGUUCGCCAACAUCGGAUUCGUUACGUCAUUUGACGCUACAACUUAACAAAGGAAUAAAUCAAGCAACGUCAAACGUGACGUACUUGAGAAUUUUGUCGGAAGCUUGUAACGAUUUGAAAUGUCCGGAUGAAAUUGAAGAACCGAUAACAAGAAUAUUAUUGUUGAUAUUGUUUAUUUGGACAGAAUCGCCAUUUUAUAACAUAUCGAGCAAUAUAGAAAUACUUUGCGAGUGUGUCAGUUCUCAAAUAAUAUAUCAAUGUCAAAAAUAUGUCAAUUUACAAGCGUUAUUAGACGACUGCGUAGAAGACAAGAUAAAUAUACUUUGGAAGUGCAUCUCUUGUUGCGAAACAUAUAAGAUUGUAUACGAUAAGGUCACAAACAUAACCGCACACGUGAAAUCGAAUAGAGAUUGGAACGUAAACGAACAGUUAAUAUUCAAUCGCAUCGAUACAUUUAUGCAAAGAUGUUACGAUAUUAUUGAGAUAUGCAACGCUUUGAUCGUAUUUGGAAGAUGCAACAAGGUAGGGUCAAUCGGCGGUGCAAAAGGCUUUGAAUACGAGGACUAUUGUCGCAGAAUAGACGGUCUGUUGUACCAGAGUUUAGACGAAAUCAAAUCAACACAGAAUAUUCUCGAAGUAGAAAAAUCGACAUGGGUAAAAAACAUGCAAAAAUUUAGAUAUUCCGUGAUGGAAUUAGAAAACAUGGUGAAGACUCUGAUUGAACGCAUGUUUGAAGAAGUUAACGAUAUUGAAGAGGGCAUCGAAGCCAUUUACGCGUUUCGACAUUUUACACACAAGAAAUCGUUGAAAGAUAUGUUACGGAUGAAAUGGAUGAAGAUGUGGAAAAUACUGGAUUGUGAGAUCAAACAUUGUCGCAGCGCAAACGUGAUGAGACACAGAGAGUAUUAUUCAUUCAUAUUUCAAGGUCAGUCGGAAAACACAGCUAGAUUGUGCAUUGACAGAUAUGUGGAACGAUCAUUUCAAAAAAUGAUAGACGCAUCCGACUGGAUAGAAAGUUGUGUAGGUGAGAUGUAAAAGUAUCAUUUCGCUGUAAUAACCGAUUAUUUUCUUAUAUAAAAUUACACGUGUUGUACUUAUGUAAGUAUUGAA
This is a messenger RNA of Pseudomyrmex gracilis, 2839 nucleotides long. RefSeq names its product dynein heavy chain 2, axonemal. Bases 809 to 2764 code for a protein of 651 amino acids. Lineage: Eukaryota; Metazoa; Arthropoda; Insecta; Hymenoptera; Formicidae. The transcript is spliced from 9 exons. The record is from RefSeq and is a predicted model, not a curated record.